GUAAAAUGUGACGCCAGCAAGUGUGGAGGAAAACCCUCUCGACCAGGAUCUCAGAGGAUAUAAAGCUGCGUCGGGACGAAGGGAGGGUCAGAGGAUCACGAGACACAGACCGACAUGGAGGUCCCUUAUUUCACGCUGUUUCUUCGAAUCCUGUUCCUCAUUCACGGCCUGGAUGGAUUCGGUGGCGAGGAAGAGCCAUUGAAGAGGCAGAAUCCGCCAUGCUCCUCAACCCAAACAUUAACUAAUGGACAAUCAUCUCCCCUGAACACCGGGACCAACCUAAAUAUUGCCUCUUGCUCCUGGAAAUUCACCUGCCCGAAUAACAUGACUCUACAAUGCUCCAUUGCCUAUGUACCUUGCCCGCAAACAACAUUCGUCGCCAAUAACAUUAGGUACUAUUACCACGACCACAACAACCCCGACCACAACAACCCCGACCACAACAACCCCGACCACAACAACCCCGACCACAACAACCCCGACCACAACAACCCCGACCACAACAACCCCGAUUCCUACGGGUACAGCAACGACUCCUACGUUUGCGGCGUGUCCCAGCUGGCCCCAAUGCUCGGGAGAUCGAUGGAGACGAAAAAGACACAAGAGGAGGAUUUAGAUCGGAUCGUGGGAGGGACGGCUGUGCUCGACCAACGGAAGUACCCGUGGAUGGCCUAUUUCGGGGGAUGCGGAGGGGCUCUCAUCAACGAUCGAUACGUUCUCACUGCUGCUCAUUGCAUCACAAGCCAGUCGGCAACAGUCUCAGUGACGCUGGGCGACCUGGACAAGUCGAACCCCUCAGACGGUGAUACCAUCACUAUCUCAGCGACACCCAUCGUCCACCCGCAAUACAACGCCCAGACAAUAGAUAACGACGUGGCCUUGCUGCAACUGAACACCUCCGUGGAUUUCACUGCCCACCCAACCAUCCGUCCCAUCUGCCUCUCCUCCUCGGCUAAGCCCGUGGCAGGCCAGAAUGUCGUCAUUGCCGGAUGGGGCACAACCUCCUUCGGUGGGUCAGUGUCGUCGGUGAUGAGAGAAGCCGUUGUCAAGAUUGACGACCAGGCGACGUGUGCGAGCGCCUACAAUCCCUACGCAGGUGGAACAGGACGCUCUAUCACCGGCAACAUGUUCUGCGCUUCUGGACAGGGCAUGGAUGCUUGUCAGGUGGGCCGCAGGGAUGGGAAUUUUCUCAUCAUGAUCACGUUUGAAAUAGAUUUCAAAGGGAAGGGUGAUUCGGGAGGACCGGCGAUGCAAAAAAACACGGACGGGUCCUUCGUAGAGAUCGGGAUCGUUUCGUGGGGAUACGGAUGCGCGGACCCGCUAUUCCCCGGUGUCUACACGGUGGUCGCAAAUUACGUGGACAACUUCAUCCGUGACAACACAAAAGAUGCUGUGGUAUGCCGACCUCUUCCGCCGAUACGAGGCAAAGAAUAAAGCUGUCUCUGCAAAAUCAUUAUUGCAUACGUUUAUUCUGAACGGUAUGAGC
This is a messenger RNA of Darwinula stevensoni, 1486 nucleotides long. The record is from the annotation of a GenBank genome assembly. NCBI's taxonomy places the organism in Eukaryota, Metazoa, Arthropoda, Ostracoda, Podocopida, Darwinulidae.